Symbiodinium pilosum is the source of this 939-nucleotide messenger RNA. Lineage: Eukaryota; Dinophyceae; Suessiales; Symbiodiniaceae. The record is from the annotation of a GenBank genome assembly.
AUGGCAUGCUUUUUCAGCAGUGGCCACUCCGAGGGCCAUUUGGGCCUGGCCAAAAAGCUGGGAUGGCAGGCUGCGCAACUGUGUGAGAUGGCGAAUCUGGGCCUCCCGGUGCCUCCGGGCUUCUGCUUGAAGCCAGGCCCAGAACCUUGGUCAAGCGCAAAGAUGGCUUUGAACCAGGUGGAGACCGUCAUGCAGCAGGAGCUGGGAAAUCGGGAAGCUCCAUUGCUGCUCUCGGUGCGAAAUUCCGACUGUGAGGUCUCCAGCAUUGGGCUAAGCGACGAGAUUGCCGAGCAACUUGCAUCCCGCCAGAACCCGAACUGCGUCUGGGACUCCUAUCGACGACUCAUUGUGUCCUAUGCCCAAGUGGUCCACAAUCUUGACGCCGCACCUUUUGAGCAAGAGCUCGAACGGGAGACCUACAAAGACAUCUACCAACAGCAGACCGGUGAUGCAUUUCCACAAGAUCCGAGCGUCCAACUGCAGAAGGCUUUUUGCUGUCUUAUGGUGCUCAUGGUUCAGUUCAUGGUUGCAGAUGAUCAUGCUCGACACUGCCCUAACGAUGCCACAGUUGUUACCGAGAUGAACAAGAGAGGGGGAUCCAACAUUUGCCCGGAAAAGGCCAUGGAGGCAGUUCAUGGCGUGCAAGCAGAUCCCGCAGAGUCUGGCGCAGCGAUCGUUCAAGCCAUGGUCUUUGGGAACUACGACUUUCGGCGUUCCACAGGUUCAAAGUUCACGGACUUCCAGUCUGGAGCUGGGAAGCUCAUGCUCCAGAAUGCAGAUGGUACUCCUUGCGACUUCUCGGGCACCUGGCUUCCAAAGGCCCAGCGUGAGGAUAUAUCCGCGAAGAAGCGCCCAGAUCAGCAGCUGACGCUGCAGGACUUCUCGAUUGUGAAUGAGAAUCAGCAGAUGUUAAACGAAAUUUGGGACCGGAGGCCUUAG